UCGCCGGAGACCGUAUUAUCCUUAUUUACAAGAUUUACAAAAUGGCGUCAAAGAAACCGUCUCAAGAGCAAAUUAUUGCUGGUUUUCAAGAAUUAAGACAACAGCAACGACAAUGUGUUGGCAAAAUAUCAGAUAUUGAAAUGGAUAUGAAAGAACACGAGCUGGUCAUAGAAACAUUAAAAGAAGUUGAUGAGCAGAGAAAAUGUUUUAGAUUAGUGGGAGGAGUUUUGGUGGAAAGAACAGUAAAAGAUGUCUUACCAGCUUUAGUAAAUAACAAAGAACAAAUGGGAAAACUAGUGGAAACAUUGUCUAGGCAGUUAGAAGCAAAGGGUCAAGAAAUUAAUCUUUAUAGGGAAACGCAUAAUCUCAAAAUCAAAGGAGAGGAAAACAAAGAUGUAGAAAAACAAGAAAAAGAUACAGCUAAAGCUGGAGGUGUUCUUGUUGCUAAAGACAGUUGAUAAACUUCCUGUUGCUAAGGAUUUUUUCAUUAUUUUAUAAGUAAAGUUCACAUGUUGUGUGGAAAAUAAUCUUGCAUAAACUCUAGGGUAUAAUACCUUUCUAUUAUUUUUUUAUCUGAACAAUGUGGUUAAGUGAAAUUGUGAUAAAACACUAAAAACAGAUGAUUCAGUUUAACUCGUCAUAGAAAAACAUGCUCAAAGUGAGCCAUUGUGGAAAUUCACUUCUGUCCUCCUAGCAUCUUGACACACAAACAAAAAUGACAUAAGAAGUCAUGUUUAUUGCAUAAACUGUUAAGUCCAUAUUGGUAAAAAGUUAGUCUAUAAAUCAACACUUCCUAAGUCAUUGAAUCAAUAUAAGCAAAAAACUACUAAGGACGGUUCCUCGGUGAUCAAAAAGUGUUUAAACAUACAACAAAACAUUUCAUACAGUACUCUAAUUCCCAUGGUAACCAAAAGAAAUUUUUGUGAAUGUUUGAAUUUUUGUGAAUGUUUGAAUUUUGACAGAUGAUCAUUAAAUGAAACUGCAUCAACAA
Molecule: messenger RNA, 991 nt
Organism: Ruditapes philippinarum (Manila clam)
Lineage: Eukaryota; Metazoa; Mollusca; Bivalvia; Venerida; Veneridae
Product: prefoldin subunit 2-like
Exons: 3
Coding region: 42-458 (138 amino acids)
Biological process (GO): protein folding
Cellular component (GO): cytoplasm; prefoldin complex
Molecular function (GO): protein folding chaperone
Source: RefSeq, a predicted model, not a curated record